Molecule: messenger RNA, 663 nt
Organism: Trypanosoma brucei brucei TREU927
Lineage: Eukaryota; Euglenozoa; Kinetoplastea; Trypanosomatida; Trypanosomatidae
Product: 60S ribosomal protein L23a, putative
Exons: 1
Coding region: 1-663 (220 amino acids)
Biological process (GO): translation; ribosomal large subunit assembly
Cellular component (GO): cytosolic large ribosomal subunit; ribosome
Molecular function (GO): rRNA binding; structural constituent of ribosome
Source: RefSeq, a predicted model, not a curated record
AUGAUGAUAUCUUUUGCCCAAGGAUCGGGGGUGCUUGUGUGGGGAGAGUGGGGUAGCCAGUUGCAUCGCCUUCAGACGACUGUUAUCAUGAUUUCAUAUCCCUUUUUCCAUUAUUGGAUUUCCCCACCUGUUUUCUGUAGGCUUCUUUCUCUAAGGUUGACGCGAACGAUGCCCGCUAAAGCUGCUUCUGCUGCUGCUUCGAAGAAGAACAGUGCGCCCAAGAGCGCUGUUUCGAAAAAGGUGGCCAAGAAGGGUGCGCCUGCUGCUGCUGCGAAACCCACGAAAGUGGUGAAGGUAACGAAACGCAAGGCAUACACCCGUCCGCAGUUUCGCCGCCCGCACACGUACCGCAGGCCCGCGACCGUGAAACCCAGCAGCAACGUAAGUGCCAUUAAGAAUAAGUGGGACGCGUUCCGGAUCAUCCGCUACCCCCUCACCACUGACAAGGCGAUGAAGAAGAUUGAGGAGAACAACACCCUAACCUUCAUUGUGGAUUCUCGUGCUAACAAGACUGAGAUCAAGAAGGCGAUCCGCAAAUUGUAUCAGGUUAAGACGGUGAAGGUGAACACACUCAUUCGACCUGACGGCUUGAAGAAGGCCUAUAUUCGCCUGUCUGCGUCAUACGAUGCGCUCGACACGGCAAACAAGAUGGGUCUUGUUUAG